AUGAAUUUAUCAAUAACGGUUCUUAAUGAGGUGACACCAACUGCAGCACACGAGGAAACCGCCGUGGUUAACCAUAAUGUUUCAUCUACCUCUGCACAAUUAAUGCCCAAAAAGGGCAUUUUAAAACGAUCCUCAUCACACAGUAAUUUUCCUCGUAACGAUGCUACAGAGAGAAAUAUAACUGGAGAAUUUCUCGAAUUUAAACAAUCUUCCGAUCAAUUUACCGACCGACCAACCACAAAAAUCCCAAAAUUAACUCUCACCUGGUCUGAGAAGAAUGCAGUAGCUAUUUUUGGUGACACAACAUCUGACGAAGCAGUCACUGAAACGGAUGAUUUUCAAAUACCAAUAAUUGCUUCAACUUCAAUCUCUCAACAUUCAUCAUCUUCGAAGAUUCCUUUUAUUAUGCAUACAACAGAAGAGGGUGCAAAAUCUGAACGACAAACAGCAAUAUUAUACGAUGAUGAUGAAAAUGAGGAUGAAGAAGAGAUGAUGAAGAAUGAAAAGGAAGAAGCACCGCAUAUUGAUAAUGAAUUUGAUACUGUUGAUACUGAUGUUGAUACUGAUGAUGAACAGCAUGAUAAUGCUCAAAUGAAAUCAAAUGGAAGUAUUGGCAAUUCUCAUAUUGCCGGUAAAUGGUGGUUUGGGAAAAGUACCAAGAACGUUCUACAUUGUACUAAAUGGGGUUGUACACAUAAUCAUCAUGAUAAGGAAUCAAGUGAUAAUGGUGGUAAGUAUUUGACACCGACACAACAACGAUUCAAAGAAAUUCAUCACCUCAAGAAACAACUAAAGCUAGCAUUGACCCAAUUGGAAGAUAAAGAUUUGCACUUAAAUGAGUUACGCAAUCAAUUACGUGAUUUGGAAUCAAUGGUAGGUUCUAUUAAAAUCAUGAAUGAACAGCGUCAACUGCUUCAACAUAAAGAAAUCAAUGAAGAUUAUGAGCGUGAGAAACAAAAACUUAUCGACAAACACGAGAUCCGUACACGACAAUUGAUCCAAGAGGCAGUUGAUGCACGAGCGGAAAUGACGAGAUUACAAAUUGCAUUAAAAGAAUUGGAAGAAGCAAGAAUUAAAGUGGAAGUUAAAGAUGCCGAAAUAAUGACAGAAGCAAUUGAUGACAUAGUUUAUUCUCCGAAGCUGCUACCACCACAACAACCAUCAUCACCGUCACCACAAAUACCAUCCUCACCUCAGGUUGAACAUGCUAUGGAAUCUCGAGCUGAUCAAAUUCCACAGGAUUUACCUCUUCAAUUGCAAGCUUAUGAAAAUGAAGCAAUGGCGUGGAGAAUAAAAGCUGCUCAGCUAGAAAUGGUACUUCAGGAUCAAAUAUUCAAAACAAAACAAGAUGCUACUCCUGAGUUGGAAAGGUGUCGAAAUGAGAAUGAAUGCUUACGAACAUAUAUUAAGAAAAUGGAAGCAAAUAAAUCAAAUCAUGCAAUGACUGAUUCAGGAAUUCAGGAAAAUUUAAAUCUUAAUUCUCCAAUAAUUACUAUUGAUUGCUAUUCACAACGGUGUGAAGAGCGCAAAAAACAAUUAGAGGAAGAAAAUCAAUGUCUUCUUGAAAAGAUUAAAGAAGAUAAGUUAUGUUUAAAUGAAUAUGAGGAAGAUAUUAAUUUCCUACGUCAAACUGUUCAUUCGAUGGAGGAAGAAAAUAAGAAAAAUUCUCUUACAAUGGAGCAAAUGUUUAAGGAAAUUGAGGAAAGAACUGCUGAAGUGGAAGCUGCUAAUAUCAUUGCUGUACGAUUACAGAGCGAAAUGGCAAUCAAGACAAAAGCUAUUUGCUAUUUAGAGGAACGUCAUCAGGUUUAUCGUAAUACAAUUUUGGAUCAUGACUUGGUCGUAAAGGAUGAGUCAACUAAAGAUUGGGAACGUGGUUUUUCGGAUCCACGUUAUGUUAUUAACGUUUCAAAACGUGUACAAACUGACCUCACUGAAGAAACAUUACGAACAAAUGAAGUUAAGUUUGUCAACCUUGCGGAUAAAUUGGAGGUACUAAAGAAAGAGUUAUCAUCGAAAGAAAGUAGCAUGUUGGAGCGUUUUCAAGAAAUUGAGAAAGAUUUGCUGAUGAAAAACUCGCUGGUUGGUUCGUUGGCAAAUCAAUUAGAGGAAACGGAUCGAGAAGCAACACGAACAUCCGAUUUACAUCAAAAGGAGCGGGAAGCAUUCCAGGAAAAACUAUGUGAAUUAGGACAACUCGUUGAAAGUGUGCCAAUUCUGCAGUUUGAAAUUGAAAAACUUCAACAGGAGCGUAGUUUGCUGGAAUGUCGACUUAAAAAUGUGAAAGAGGAAUAUGAGGCUGAUUUGGAUGCGGUAUUAGCAGAAUCAUUGAAGAAAUAUCAGGAGCAAAGUAAUUAUUGGGCUGAAAAAGUGUCAGCUAUGAAUGCAAGCAAUGAAAUGCUUCGAAAUGAGAAUAUCGCUCUAAGGCAUUCAAUUAAUGACCUGAAAUUACGUACGCAAGUACAGAAGGCUGAUAUGUCAAAAAGGCUUACAUCAAGUAUCAGCCAUAUUUGUCAACUCAAAAAGCAGUUGAAUCGAAGUACACGUGAUGUUCAAGUAGACGUACAUCCACGUGUUGUUAGCAAGUACGUUGCAUGUCGACCAAAUGCACGGCAUAAAAUGACUGAUAUUGAAAAGGGUGAUCUAUCCGAUGAAGUAGAAGAAAGGUUGGAGGUUUGUCAAGAUGAAUUGACUACCAAUGGUUUGCAGAUUGCAACAUUGCAGCAGAAAUUAGUCGAUAGUGUGCAAACUCAGGUGGAAGAUCGUUCACUGCAUACCAAUUAUAGUUCAAACAAUGCUUUGCCAGCGGAUAAAAAAUUGAGCACUUCAAUGAUCGUAAAUGAUGAAAAAGAGAGCAAAUUGAUGCUUAACGAUAAUUCACGGGAACAAAUUGAGGAAUUGGAGAAACAAAAUCAUGAUUUAGCAGUGCAAUUACAUGAAAUUAAAACAGAAAACCAAAAUAUAUUGGACGAUCAACGACAACAGAUCUUACAUCAUAUUUCAGAAUUUAAUAAUUUCCGCAAGGAAUUAAAUCAGGAAUUGGGACAUUAUGAAAAUGAACGACAGAAGUUGACAGAGGCACGUAAUGCAGUUUUAGAGAAAGUGAAAGAAGAGCGUGAACUUUUAAAAAAUAAAACAGUUUUAGAAAAAAAAUGUAGCAAUGAUUCAUCUUCACAAUCCAUAUUACAAAUGGGCCUCUCAUCCAUUCACACUCAAGAGGAUUCGAUUGCAUUCGCUGAUGAUCAUAAGAAGACUGCAAUUGAUCAAAAAAUUCGAAUGAAAAGAUGGGUAUCAGUACCGCAUUUAUUUAGACUAUCAACCAUAGGAAAAUUCUCAAUCGCUACUGUCACCUCUAACGAAAUAACAACGUUACGUGAACGAAAUUCUAUUCUUGCACGGAACAACGCUAAUCUUAAACAGGAAUUAAUUGGCUUAAGGCGUUUUAUUGAGUCAUCAAAACGUAGUACGUCACGUGUCUUCAGCAAUAAUGACACCAUUUCAACUUAUAAAUCAUCAUCAGAAGCUAUCAACAAAUAUUCCCAUGGUUUUGAUUUAGCUGCUGAUCUGAUUCAAGUGCAAGAAGACCUUGAGAAUGUUAUCAUACAAAUUGAUAAUUCCGUGAUUACGAAUAAAAACGAAAAUAAUCAUCAGAAAAAAUCUCCUUCGCUGAGCAUAAUAAGACAAAAUAUUCCAUCUUCAAGUAUAACUGAGCUUGAACAUUUGAAAAUUGCUUUGAAAAACUCGCACGAAGAACAAAAAGUUCUUGCUGAACAACUGGAUCGAGUUACGCUUGAUUUUCAAGAUGCAUGUCGUGAAUUGAAUCUCUAUAAACAUGAAUUGCGUGAGGAUGCGUUAAAAUAUUCACAUAAUAUCCGCUUACCGAGAACCAGAAGUUUUGCUGAAAUUGGACGUGCUACAAUCGAUUUAGAUGAGCACAUGAAAUGGAAAGAGAAAGCUGGUACAAUGUUCCGUGAACUGAAUCGAAUCCGUAAAGAAUAUCGUGCAUGUGAUAGUGAACGUCGUGAGAUACGUAUGCAAUUAGUAAUGUUACGAGGUGAACUUGGUUUAGCUCAGUGUCAACUUGCCGAAAUGUUGUCGAAUCAACGGCGGGAACAACGCAAAUCGAUAUCGAAUGUUUCGGUUAUCAGCGAAAACGGUACAUCCUCGUCAUCCAUGCUAAAUAAAAGGAAAAAAAAUAAGUCUAGAUUGCUUCGAGGCAGCCGUCUCGAUGAAUUUUGGGACCAAAUAGAUUCAUCAUCUUCGAUCUUCUUUACAGCUUGUGCCUCAAUGUCUUCUUUUAACGAGAUUAUGUGUUCGAAAAGCGAACCAGAAUUAGCUGCUACAGAAUUUGAUGGUGUUCGCGAAUAUCGUCUGUCUAGUUAUGGCUAUCGUGAUUACCAUUGUGGAGAAUCUCGUAGGCCAUCUGUGUAUCUUGAAAAAAUCCAGCACAACUCAGAGGAACAUGAAAAAAUGAUCAAGAACGUAGCCAAGCGGCAAAUAAAAUCAUUGGAUCAAAUUAAGCAUCAGGAAAAAGACAUUCGUGAAAAGGAUUUCUGUGGUACUCAAUCAGAAUGUCGGUUACCAUCCUAUGAAGAACAAAGUGUAAAGAGUAGGCAAAAAUUAAGAAAUCUGAAGAAAAAGGUGGCUGUUUUGGAGAAAUAG
Molecule: messenger RNA, 4662 nt
Organism: Cercopithifilaria johnstoni
Lineage: Eukaryota; Metazoa; Nematoda; Chromadorea; Rhabditida; Onchocercidae
Source: the annotation of a GenBank genome assembly